UCAAGGUAUCGAUGCCUUUAUUGCAACGUUAGUUCCAAUGAUUCCCCAUUUAACAUUUUUCAGAACAUACAAUGUUCAAGCUUUUGGUUGUUGUUGCUAAUCACCUCAAACUAUACCUUUUAUAUACAAAUAAGCGUAUUCCCAUGGCUUUCCAAGAAUGAUGACCACCCUCAUGUCAGUCCAUUAGAGAAAGCUGAAUCUUUCGACCAUUUGAUGCGAAUUUGGCAAAAAUAUGACUUUGAACAGCACGUGGUUCGAACAAAGGACGAUUAUCUUUUAUGUGUACAUCGGAUACCAGCAGUAAAGCAGCAAACAACAACAAAGCAACGGACGUUGAAACCGUCAAAACAAUCGUCGGACACGACAUCGAAAAUUCAUGUGAUAGACAAUCUCGAUAAUUUCGACAAGCAAUUCCCACCCGUACCCGACAAUGCAACCUACAAGCCCGUUGUCUUGCUCUAUCAUGGCUUCCUGAUGUCGUCCGAAGUGUGGGUGUGCAAUGUAGACGAGCACCGAAACUUGCCACUGUUGUUGGCAGAAAAGGGCUAUGACGUAUGGCUAGGAAACGCACGUGGAAAUAAGUACAGCCAGAACCAUCUGUGGCGUAAUCCACGGUACCACGAGUUUUGGGAGUUUUCUCUAAACGAAUACGCUAUAUACGAUCUUCCUAACGUAGUGGAUUAUAUCCUAGAUCAUACAGGUGCUCCCAACUUGACGUACAUUGGAUUCUCGCAAGGCACUGCCCAAGCGUUUGCGGGUCUUUCCAUCAACCCGGCUCUGAACCGCAAAAUUAACCUGUUUAUUGCCAUGGCGCCUGCUACUACGCCCAAGGGGCUUCAUCACCCGCUGAUUGACGCAUUCGUCAAGGCAACGCCUUCUGUCAUUUACCUCUUGUUUGGCAGGAAAACGCCGCUAAAACUUGCAUUGUUCUGGCAACGCAUUAUAUCUCCGCCCAUGUUUGUUAAAGUGAUUGACGCCAGCGUCGGGUUCCUUUUCGGAUGGACUGGACGAAACAUGACUGCCGAUCAAAAGCUGGUUAGCUAUCAACAUCUUUAUAGUCUGACAAGUGUCAAGUCGCUCGUGCACUGGUUCCAAAUCAUCCGUACAGGCCGAUUCCAGAUGUAUGAUGAGCUACCAAGCCGCCUUCCUUAUCACACUUCCAACGCUGUUGCAGACCAUCUUCCUCCACGAUUCACUACCAAACAGAUUACUACUCCUAUCGCCAUAUUCUAUGGCGGCUCUGAUUCUCUAGUUCAGUUUGACGUGCUCUCUGCUGACCUGCCGUCACCACUUGCCUACGUAAAGGCGAUCAAACGAUGGGAGCAUCUUGACUUUUUAUGGGCAGAAAAGAUCGAAGAUAUUGUGUUUCCUGAUAUUUUAAAACUGUUGCAACAUUUCAAUAGCCCAGCCAAUAGCACUGUCACCCCUCGUCCUAUUCCUCCACUCGAUGCCAAAGUAUUCGACUACAGCAACAGUACGAGUAGCAGCAGUAGAAUUAUUAGUGAUGAUGACGAGCUUAGCACAAGUGCAAGGAAGCUUGGAAAUCAGGACUAGACAAUAUAUAAAACUUGAAAGAGCGAAUUGUCCUUUCUUCUUUGCUGUUUGGAUUGUUAGAUAAUAGUUGUUAUACUUUCGUGCGGGGUAGU
Molecule: messenger RNA, 1646 nt
Organism: Zychaea mexicana
Lineage: Eukaryota; Fungi; Mucoromycota; Mucoromycetes; Mucorales; Lichtheimiaceae
Product: Alpha/Beta hydrolase protein
Exons: 4
Coding region: 214-1554 (446 amino acids)
Molecular function (GO): hydrolase activity, acting on ester bonds
Source: RefSeq, a predicted model, not a curated record